AUGGCCGAUCCGCCGCGUGAGAGUGAUCAAAGUGGUUGGACUCUUCCUGGUUAUAAAUAUUUGGGACCUGGAAAUUCUUUAAAUCGUGGAACUGCUGUGAACGCGUUGGACAGUGCAGCGAAAAAACACGACGAAAAGUACCACAAGAUUACGGAAUAUUUUAAAAAGACGAAGAAUCGAAAGGAUUUAGUAACCGAAAACGCUAGAGCAACUGAAAACACCUACACCAACGCCAUCUACAAGCACGCACCAUGA
This is a messenger RNA of Arctia plantaginis, 255 nucleotides long. Lineage: Eukaryota; Metazoa; Arthropoda; Insecta; Lepidoptera; Erebidae. The record is from the annotation of a GenBank genome assembly.